GAGGAAGAAAAACAGCAAAAACGUCUACUCUUCUCUCAUCCUCGCGCUUGCUCUCUCUUCUCUUUUUUGUCUUUCCCUUUCGUCUCUCUAUCUGUCUGUAUCAUUCAUUCGUGUUUAUUUACAAUCGAACCACGAAACGUCUCUUCUUCUCUAUAAAAACCAGAUUUUUCUCAAUCUCAAUCUCUCUCGCUCUCGCUCUCGUUUUCUUUGAUGAACCCUUUUACUUCAUUCUUACUCUUGAUAAAUCCAAAUUCCCGAGAAACCCAUUUCAUUUCCUUCUUCUGUUUCUAGAAAGACCUCUUCUUUUCGAUAAACCGAGAUCCACGAAACCCGCAUUUCCUCUCGCUAAUCUAUUCUAAAUUUCGAUACUUUUUUUUUUUUUUUAUCGGUUUGAAUCUCGAGAAUUCCGAAGAUUCAGAGUCUCCAUAGUCGAAGAGGCUCUUGAGAAUGGAAGCAGAAACGUCUUGGACCAAUUAUCCGUACAGCUACAUUACAUAUGUCCCUGAAGCUGAAUCAUACCGUGAGCAGAGCGACGAUGAAGCCAAAGUCGAAACCUUUUCAAUGGAUUCUCUUCUCCCUGACGAUUUAUUAGAACGAAUCCUCUCGUUUCUACCCAUUGCAAGCAUCUUCAGAGCUGGUACUGUCUGCAAAAGAUGGAACGAGAUUGUAUCUUCUCGGAGGUUCUUAUGUAAUUUCUCCAACAAUUCGGUUUCCCAAAGGCCUUGGUACUUCAUGUUCACUACCACGGAUGAUCCAUCUGGUUAUGCUUAUGACCCCAUUAUCCGCAAAUGGUACAGUUUCGAUCUCCCUUGUAUCGAAACAUCCAAUUGGUUUGUUGCUUCCUCUUGUGGAUUGGUUUGCUUCAUGGACAAUGAUUGCAGAAACAAGAUUUAUGUCUCAAAUCCAAUUACCAAACAAUGGAGGACGCUUAUUGAACCUCCUGGUCACAAAUCGACAGAUUACACGGCAAUGUCUACCUCCGUAAACCGAGCGAACCAAGCAGUAAACCGCGCAAACCGGAGUUACUCAGUCUCGAUAGUGAAAUCGAAGCAAGUUCCAGGGAAUUUCUUCCAAUGGGAUCUCUCUAUUCAUCUCUACAGCUCUGAAACAAUGACUUGGACAACAUUAGUAAACGAUGUCUUAUCCGGAUGGAGAGGAGGGAACGAGAGUGUGAUCUGCAACAAUGUUCUUUACUUCAUGAUAUACUCAACGGGAGGCUCAGAUCAUCGCCACGGCUUGAUCGCUUCGAAUCUAUCCUCGAUAGGAUCACCGUCAAGCGGAAUCUUGAUGAGGAGUUUCAUUCCAAUGCCGUGUUCUUUAACCUGCGGGAGAUUGAUGAAUCUAAGAGAGAGGCUUGUGAUUGUCGGAGGAAUCGGGAAACAUGAUCGACCAGAGGUUAUAAAAGGGAUAGGGAUUUGGGUUUUGAAAGGGAAGGAAUGGGUAGAGAUGGCGAAAAUGCCUCAAAGAUUCUUCCAAGGUUUUGGUGAAUUCGACGAGGUUUUCGCGAGUAGUGGCACGGAUGAUUUGGUUUACAUUCAAAGCUAUGGAUCUCCCGCGCUUCUCACGUUCGACAUGAAUCUCAAGUAUUGGAGAUGGUCUCAGAAAUGUCCUGUUACUAAAAAGUUCCCUCUUCAGCUCUUUACUGGGUUUUGCUUCGAACCAAGACUCGAGAUUGCUCCUUAGUUGCAAUGAAGAAGCAAAUGGGUCUGUGAAAGUCUUGGUCUUUUGGAUUGUUUUUGCACAGAGAAAUCGCCGGCGGCUUUAUGAAGAUGAUGAUACGGUAAUGUUUUUAAAUUUUAGUUACUGGAAAUGUUUUUCAGGAAUAUUGUUAUUUGCAAUUUGGUACUCUGUUAAUUAUAAAUUUAUAAAAUGAGGCCCAGAUACUUUUAUUUGAACAAACGAACCCUUCUCUAUCUCUCAGUGAAAUAUAAGAACAUUUUUCAACAUGUGGCCCACAAUAUCUCAUGUAAAUGGGUCGGAUUCUGAAACUGGAGGUUGUCUUGUUGCUGUUCCUGGUGGAUAAAAAUAAUGAUUUUGUUCCUUUUUUUUCCACAUAUAUUCAUAAUGAUUUUUCAUGUUUUAUUAAUUAAUUAUUGUUGUAAAUUAUUUUAAAGAAUUAUGUUUCUGUACUUGUAUAAAAUUGGGACCUAUUUUCGUGAUGGGAUUUGUCAGGUUUGGCAGUGUUAGGUUUACGGGUAAUGGACAACAGCUAUUUUAUUGUGUAUUUUAUCAUUUUCUCAAGGG
Molecule: messenger RNA, 2244 nt
Organism: Arabidopsis thaliana (thale cress)
Lineage: Eukaryota; Viridiplantae; Streptophyta; Magnoliopsida; Brassicales; Brassicaceae
Gene: HWS
Product: Galactose oxidase/kelch repeat superfamily protein
Exons: 2
Coding region: 448-1683 (411 amino acids)
Biological process (GO): protein ubiquitination
Source: RefSeq, marked reviewed